AUGGCGCAGGUCCCAAUCUUUCCCCAGACGCGGCGCGAUCCAAUUCGAUCGUCAACCUCCAUCCAACCUUGCUUUGGGCUCCCCUUUUUUCGCUUGUGUUUGGCUUUUGAGUCCUUCCGCCCACAUCAACAACAAGGGACGGGGGCAACCGGCUAUGAGUCGAGUCACAAGUCACAAGCUCAACCCGAAGGAGAAUCAGGUCUUGUUGGCCGGCUUGGCUUCUAUGUACGCAGUAAAACUUUCCAGGUCCUCGUUGAGCCCACACCCUGUCUACCCACCCCAGAAUCCGCCCUUGCAAGUUGCGUGCAGACACAAGCGUGUUCCCGGCCCAUCGACACACGGAGAACAUCGAUGGGCCACACAACUUUGCAGCUGAAGAGGUGA
This is a messenger RNA of Colletotrichum abscissum, 384 nucleotides long. RefSeq lists its product as uncharacterized. NCBI's taxonomy places the organism in Eukaryota, Fungi, Ascomycota, Sordariomycetes, Glomerellales, Glomerellaceae. The record is from RefSeq and is a predicted model, not a curated record. Bases 1 to 384 code for a protein of 127 amino acids. The transcript has 2 exons.